Eurypyga helias (sunbittern) is the source of this 537-nucleotide messenger RNA. It is a transcript of the gene SNCG, whose product is annotated as synuclein, gamma (breast cancer-specific protein 1). Gene Ontology annotation, biological process: chemical synaptic transmission; synaptic vesicle endocytosis; synapse organization. Gene Ontology annotation, cellular component: neuronal cell body; cytoplasm; axon terminus. Gene Ontology annotation, molecular function: cuprous ion binding. NCBI's taxonomy places the organism in Eukaryota, Metazoa, Chordata, Aves, Eurypygiformes, Eurypygidae. The transcript is spliced from 4 exons. The annotation marks the transcript as partial. The record is from RefSeq and is a predicted model, not a curated record.
ACUCUGCCUUCAUCCAGCCGAGGAGUCGGAGCAAAGGCAGAGUCUGGCAGAGAAAACCAAGUGUUGCCAGAGCUGAGUCUGCAUCUUGCAGUCCCGGUCUUGAGGUGCUUUUUCCCGCUGUCCCUCGCUCAGAUCGCCCAGGCAUUCCCUUAGCAAGCAGCGAGGAUGGAUGUCUUUAAGAAAGGUUUCUCCAUUGCUAAGGAAGGUGUGGUGGCUGCUGCAGAGAAGACCAAGCAGGGAGUGACGGAGGCUGCGGAGAAGACCAAAGAAGGGGUGAUGUAUGUAGGUACCAAAACCAAGGAAGGUGUAGUGCAAAGUGUGACCUCAGUUGCUGAGAAAACCAAAGAGCAGGCCAACGUGGUGGGAGAAGCUGUGGUAGCCAGCGUGAACACAGUGGCAAACAAGACUGUAGAAGGAGCAGAGACCAUCGUGGCCACUACAGGAGUUGUAAAAAAGGAGGACCUGGCUGCGCCGCAGCCGCCCGAGCAGCCGGGGGCGGCGGGAGAGGGGACCCCGGCGGGAAGCACAGGCGGAGAG